Molecule: messenger RNA, 6687 nt
Organism: Pocillopora damicornis (cauliflower coral)
Lineage: Eukaryota; Metazoa; Cnidaria; Anthozoa; Scleractinia; Pocilloporidae
Biological process (GO): G protein-coupled receptor signaling pathway; cell surface receptor signaling pathway
Cellular component (GO): plasma membrane
Molecular function (GO): G protein-coupled receptor activity; calcium ion binding; zinc ion binding
Source: RefSeq, a predicted model, not a curated record
UAUCGCCUGCGAUCGCUUCAAACAAACAUGGCGUGUGUUCCGUUAUUAUUGCUAUUGCUGGAAUUCUUCGUGCUUGCUCCGUCGCCAUGUUUUGCUCAGUGUCCGAAAAAUUGCCAGUGCACACAACAAGGAAUUACUGGGUCUCCGAGUUUUAAGAAGACUGUUGAUUGUUCCGCAAAACUUGGCGGAUUAGAAGUUGCUCCUAAUGUCCCCACAGACGCGACUCACUUAGACUUAAGAAACAACCGGCUGAAGAUCGUGCCUUCAAGCUUAUUCCUAAACACACCCAAUCUGAAAGAAGUAUACUUGAGUGGAAAUCCGCUGACUUGCGACUGUCAGCUUUACGGUCUCCACAAUGCUACUCGCCACCUCGCAAAAUUUACUGGGACUUGCUACAAGCCAGAUAGAUUACGUGACAAAGACAUCGCUUCACUCAAGCUCUGGGACUUCUGUCGAGGCUGUGCUUUGGUCAAAGUUGCGCAGAACUCCAACGAAGAUAAAGAGUACUCGAUGGAAAUUAGCGCAAAUUGUGAUACACACGUGCGGUUAUUCUGUCGAGGAAUGGCCACAGAUUCUCCUAAAGAAUACAUUACACUUAUAUCUGGGCAAAGCAAAAACUACGCUUAUGUUCACGACUACAAACAGCCGUCUGCUUCCAGAGACAAAUGCGUAAAGGCCAGUGGUGGCUCGAUGUACACUGAGGCAGGGUUAACCAACUUCUCCAAAGUUCUCGUGGAUCUGAACUCUAUGAGUAUUGUACCAGAUGACUUCUAUUACUCUACAACAAGCUCUGGAAAACGUAUCAAGUACGGAGAAGCGGGUGAUUGUUACUCCGCCAGCAAAGAAAGUUGCCGAAAAGGAAAAUUUCAAAUUGAUCUCACGGGGACUGGCUUCCGUCUGAAGGAGGAGGUUUAUUGGGAGCCAUAUGGUACUCCUUCAGAUAUCGAGAACUCACUGGACAUUGAUGAGGAUCGCACGCAGGUUUCUGCAGAAUGCGGGGGGUAUUGCGGAGGUUGCAGAGCGCAUGGUGGGAAUCUGGCUGUGGAGUUGGACUAUUGUCCUCAAGAGGGAAUUAAGACUUGUUAUGAUCCAUUGGGCAUGGCGAAUGGUUCAAUUUCGAAUGGUCAAAUCACAGCAUCGAGCCAGAAAAUUGGCAAAGACAAGAGUUUCAAAGCAGAAUAUGGCCGAUUGAAUAAUAAGCCUUCUGGGGCCAUGGGUGGGGCUUGGUGUGCACAGUCAUCUGACAAGUUCCAAUACCUUCAGAUUGAUCUAAACAAAGAGAUGACAUUGUCGGGUGUGGCCACCCAAGGACAAAUUGACGCGCCUAACUGGGUAGUAAAAUAUUCCAUUCAGCACAGUACGGAUGGAACAAACUGGAAGGAUUACAAGGAGUUUGGACAUGACAGGGCAUUUGAUGGCAAUGUAGACCAGCAUAAUGUGGUUACAAACUGGUUUAAUCAGAGAUUUCGAGCACGCUAUGUAAGAAUUAAACCGGGAUUGUAUAGCAGUCCUACAAACACAAUCUGCUUACGAGCCGAAUUAUAUGGAUGUGUUACAGAUAUCGUCUCUGUCAUCAUUCGAAGUAGCUCAACCAAAAACUGCUGGUCUCCACGUACGAUUUCCAAUCCUUGCGAAAUAUCAGACGGUUCUCUGUUCACUUUGCAGUCCUUCUGUCAGGGAGAGGGAGUGAUGAUGGCUUUUCGUCGCGAUGGAAGCCUUAUUCACAGCUGUAGUGGGAAGUGUGUGUUUAAGAAUGCAAAAGAUCAGCUUGCUUUGAGAGAUGGACUUUGUGAUACAUUUGCAAAACGGGAGAAUCCUGAUGGUACUAUUGCAAUCAGCCAUCAAGCCAGCGGAUUAUGUGUCAGAGUGGAUGCUGGAAAAAAUUUGAUUCUGUCUAAUUGUAGCUCUCCUUAUUUGUUUGAAACCACACAGUCUGGACUCCACCCAAUCUCACCAAAGUUCAAGAGGAAUAGUCCACAGUACCUUACUCUUAAUAAACCAGGCUGGAUCCACUGUCAAGUUAUUUCCGAUCCAAGAGCAAAGUUGUUUUGGACAAAAACUCUACCGUGGCCUAAUGGAGAGCACCUUCCUGAUCUGGAAUUUCUGCCAUUUUCUAACGGAUCGUUGUUUGUGAGGAAGGCCAAGAAAAGUUAUGAAGGGGACUUCUACUGCACAGCUGUCAAUUCUGGAGGGAUUAAGUUACAGGACAUAACAGUUAAAGUUGCUGAGCUUCCUAAUUUCGUGAAACGUCCUAGCGACUUAACAACUUCGGUAAACAAUUCAGUCAUGUUUGAUUGCAAAGCAACCAGUGACCUUGGAGUAAAGUAUUCCUGGUUUCAACUCGUAAAAGGAUCUUCUACUUCGACGUCUGUUCUUAAGUUGGACAAUAGGUUCAACAUUUUUCCCAACGGGUCUUUGAAUAUACGCAGUGUUCAGAAAAAAGAUGAAGCAUUUUAUCACUGCCGAGCAGAAAACCCCAUAGGAUUCAACAACGUCACAGCUUUUCUGCGGGUGCUGGUUCCCCCUAGAUUCACAAUCCAGCCUCUCGGCUCAGCGGAACCAUCAGGGAGCUCUCCUGUGUACAACUGCCAAGCCGUUGGGGACCCUGUGCCAACCAUCAGGUGGACCAAAGUUGGUUCCGCGCAAACGCCAACAGAGCAGUUAAAAAAUGGCAGCUUAUUACUCAGAAACAUCCAAAAGUCUGAUGAAGGUCAAUACACCUGCUCAGCAACCAACAUUGUGAAGACGGCCGCAGCUAAAAUUACAAUAAGUGUCUACACUGCCUGUAGAAUUGAUUCUCAACCCAAUGCAUUUCACCGACCAGAUCGCAAGUUCUUUGCUGUUGGAGAAAAGGUCAUCGUGGAUUGUAAGCCAGGUUUUGAGAAAAAACAAGAUGGAAAUCUUUCUUGCAAGGCAGAUGGGAAUUGGAACAAACGCUUUCCCCAAUGUAACGAUCUCGACGAAUGUGCGAUCCUUUCAUUACCGUCAAGUACCCAGAAUAGCACCAAGCUUCGAAGUUGUCAUGACAAAGCCCGUUGUGUGAACACUUUGGGCUCAUACAGGUGUGAAUGCACGAGGGGAUAUGCUGGUGAUGGAUUUUCUUGCACUGCUGUUUGUUUACCGCCAUCGGACGACGAUAACGGAGAAUGGAUGCCUAAUAAACCGACUUAUCGUAUUGCUGAGACAGUUUGGCUCAACUGUGACUUGGGAUAUAAACUGGCGGAUUCAGAUGUGUCGAGUGUAACUUGUGGCAAAGACACAGAAUGGAGUACUCCUAAUCCGUCUUGUCAAGACAAAAAUGAAUGCGAAGAGGGCUCUCCUUGCCACAAGAAUGCUGACUGCGUCAAUACUGUUGGCUCAUUCACGUGCAGAUGCAAGGAAAGAUUCGAAGGAGACGACGUAACGGAAUGUAAAGAGCAGAAAACACGACUUGUUACUGGAUCGGAUGGGAAAGUGUGGAAGUACUCAGCCAAGAUGACUGAUCUGAACGAAAAACUUAAACAAUUUAACGAUGAAAACAUCAGUGCCGAGGAUCUACUGGCUACUGUACUAAAUUCCUCCGCCCCAAGCUCCGGACAACCGAUGGCGGGUGACCUGGUCAUGAUUGUCAUGGGGAUGGACACUGUUCUGUCAAAUCUGAAUUCCACACAACGAAUGGCUUCUGCCAAGCAAGUCAUUCAAAUUUCUAGUCACAUCUUGGAUAAGAAAAAUAAAGAGCAAUGGAGUGAAGUGCAAAAGGACUCAAAGGGCGUAACUGAGGUAAUGGCGUUACUAGACAAGUUUGCUAUGAAGCUCGCCUCAGAUCUGGAGAAACAGAGCUCUGAGAAUGCCACUGUUGAUAUUAAAACGAAUAAUAUUGGAAUGAAAGUGAUGGUUAAAGAUGCGAACAAAUUUUCGACUGAUGUAGAGUAUCCUCAAAGCUCGAAACAAAGCAACGAUGGCUCAGCGCAGAUUCGUUUGCCCCAAGAAUUGUUUGCCAAAUACAAAGGUGACUUGCCCGUUAAAGUGACGAGUUUUUUAUUCGAAGAUUUGGGUGAACUCCUGCCAAAGAGAGGAGAGGGAAUAAAGAGAUUUGAUGUGAGUUCGCCGAUAGUGUCCAGCUCCUUAUCUCCUGUUCCUUCCGAGGGGAAACUGGACCCGCCUGUCACCAUUACAAUGAGGAAUAAAAAGCCAUCAGAUGUGGAAGCAGUAGAUAAAUGCGUCUACUGGGACUUUGAAAAAUCCAAGGAACUCGGAGGAAGCUGGUCAUCUGAUGGCUGUCAAAUAUUGUCCAGCGGUAGUAACGGCACAGUAUGCGCAUGUGAUCACCUGACCAGCUUUGCCUUGCUGUCUGUCUAUGACAAGGAACUAGUUUUUGGCCUAAAAAUAUACAUCGGCUGUGGAGUGCUGUUGUUAGCUGUAGUUCUGGCACUGAUACGGCACCUUUACCUGUACUGCAAGCGUCGUUACGAACGGUCCAUUAUACACAUCAACCUUUGUUUGGCCAUAGCCGCUGGCAUAGCCCUUUUCCUUGGUGGGCUCAGACUGACGAAAAUUCCAGCGGUUUGUACCAUUGUAGCAGCUUUACUUCAGUUUUUCUUCAUCGCCAUGUUCUGUUGGGCAGUUUGUGAAGGACUUCAACUGUUCAUGACUCUUGCUACAGGAAAAAAUAAGAACUCGACCAGACUAAAGUUCUUCUUUAUCAUUGGUUGGAUUUUUCCACUGAUUGCUGUUGGAGUCUCUCUCGGCGUCACCCAGUUACAAGGUUAUGGUAACGAUGAAUGGUGUUGGCUAGAUUACUCACACGUGUUAAUGUGGUCGUACGUUUGUCCAGCCGCUGGAUUUACUUUGGUUACUCUCGUGUUAGUAGUGAUGAUUCUUUGUUAUAAGGGACGAGUUGUCGAUUCUAAAGACAGAAGGAAAGUCUGUCUGUCAGUCUUGUUCCUAAUUUUCCUCAUUAUUGCUAUCGCGGGAACCUGGGUUGUAGCCGCCAUUUAUGUCAGACAUCACGAGAAGAGCUUGUGGCAGUACUUGUUCGCGGGCGCAUGUAUACUGCAGGGAAGUUUACUCCUUGUUUACUGUUUCCUGGAUCAGACCGUCAAGAACUUUACGUUCCACUAUCAGAUUAAAAGAAUGCAGAGCAAGGAAAAACGGAAUUAUUACAGUACCACAGACACAGUUCAGUAUUACGGUGCGAAUGCAGUGGACGGUAAAUACAAAGUGACCAGGCCUUCUAUUAAAGAGUCCAACACGGAUCUUCCGGGCUCGUCCAAGAGACUUUCCCGUAUUGGCUCCACCACAUCCGGGGUCUUUUACGAUAAAGAAGAAUACCCACCCCCAAUUAUGGACACCCCCGCCCCAAUGGACUCCGCGAUUAAAAGGAAAAUCGAAGGUCUACCGAUCCCAGACUCUCCUGGAGGUGAUGUAAUUCAACUACAAUCGUUUCCGAACCAGAAAGGAAGUUCAUCGUAUUAUUCAUUGGUCGCUUCUGAAUCUACCAGCGAUCGCGAUCGGCGUCCGGACGGAGCCGAGGAACCGGAAAUGGCUAUGGGAGAACGAAGAUAUUCCAAGACGAGCAUGCGUAAGAGUGCCGACAAUUUGUUGUCGAGUCACUCUAGGCUACAACAGAUCCCUGAGAGACAGCCCCUUAUGCAUUCUGGGUACCAUCAACCAGAAUCACCGGAAUCACCACCACCGUACAAGAUUGGAGAGCGUCAGAGACCUUUCGACAACAAGAGAAAGUCUCCAUUCGAAGAAGAUCACUUCUACGGUUCAAGGGACACAGCCCUGGACUCCUCGCGACGUAAGUCACGUCGUUCCCGCCGAAGACUCGAAGAAGAAUUCGGAAAGUCCGACCGAGAGUCGAUUUCACAGCGUAAGAAGAGUUUGCGAUACUCUUCUGGUUUCUUCAGUGGUGUGACAGUUGAGCAAGAUUCACAAAAAGUGGAAAAGCCACAUGCAAGCCUUUGAGAAAAAUUAGCUUAUUUUUUUAAUUCGGAAGAAAGGUGCAUCACACCCCGCACGCCAGGAGACAAAAUCCUGGAUUGCGAUGCCAUCUCACGCGGUUGUGACGUGUAACUAGUUACAGUGUCGCAAUAGAUGUCAAGUGAACCGCACCUCAAGGUACGUGAUUUAUGGGAGAGAAAGAAAGUUUGUGCUGACACCUAAAAAAGACAAUUUAUGAAAAUAUUUCAGAAACUUGUGUGUUCGCCCGUUUAAAAAAAUCCUGCAGUAAUGUACAGUGCCUUGUAAGUCCAGUACAUAAAUGAUUGGCAAGAAUAUAUGACAUAAGGAAAGUUAUGUAUUUAAAGAUACUCAUACCUAUAACAUUUGUCAUUCCUGUUUUUCUUAAUUGUUAAGCUUGCGUAAGCAAAGAGAACCCGUUUUAGGUGUUUGAAAUUCGACUGAAAACAUUUUUACACGAUUUCGUGGACCCAACAGCAACAGAUUUCUUUAUUACAAUUGCUUCAAUUAGCCUGGACCCGAAAGGUAUCGCCCAUAGGCUGGUGCUUGAGCGGGGCAAUUAAAACGAACAUCAGAUCAAUAAAAAACACCACAGACAACAUAAGCACUGUGGAAAAUUUUCAGUCACAAUUUUUUUAAAAUUUCAUUUCUAUUGCUUUUUUUUAUCUCAUUGUUUGUUUGAUAAGUUUUUACCUGUAUCUCAGUCUAAGCAAGACGUUAAAUAAACGAGAACUGUAAUUUUAA